Messenger RNA from Pseudocercospora fijiensis CIRAD86, 1255 nucleotides. RefSeq lists its product as uncharacterized. The transcript is spliced from 4 exons. Gene Ontology annotation, molecular function: oxidoreductase activity, acting on NAD(P)H, oxygen as acceptor. The record is from RefSeq and is a predicted model, not a curated record. Bases 124 to 1137 code for a protein of 337 amino acids. Gene Ontology annotation, cellular component: intracellular anatomical structure. Lineage: Eukaryota; Fungi; Ascomycota; Dothideomycetes; Mycosphaerellales; Mycosphaerellaceae.
GGUGCAGAUCUGCUACUUGCCUCUUAGUUGUACAAAUUCCUUACUGCGGAGCUUCACACAAGUCGGAGAAGAAGUACCGCCUCCAGUGUCUUCAGCCCCCCACCAUAAGGUCUAGAAUCCACGAUGACUUCCCUCGCACGGAGUGCACGCAUUGCUGGCUCAGCACUGAGCCGCUCGAAACCUGUGCCACGCGCAGUUCCAGUACUGCAAAGUCGAUCGAACCAUGACGCAACCAACGGACCUAAAGGAAAUCCACCAGUAGCUGGCCGUGCGCCUCCAGAUGCUCCGCGCGAAGAGGCAGCAGCUCUGAAGGAUAACGUCAAGUCUGCUUCAUAUCUGGGAACCACAAAGAGACUUCCAGAGUUCAAUCUCAACGACAAAGUCGUCUUGGUUACGGGUGCUGCAAGAGGGCUAGGCCUAGUUCAGGCCGAAGCUCUUUUGGAAGCUGGAGCAACCGUCUAUGCUUUGGACAGAUUGUCGGAGCCAAGUCCCGACUUUCACCGCGUACAAGAACGAGCUGCGAAAGAGCUUGGCACAACUUUGCACUACCGCCAAAUCGAUGUUCGUGAUGUGCCGCAGCUGAACGAGAUUGUCCGCAGCAUCUCUGAAGCGCAGGGCAAACUGGAUGGGCUAAUCGCAGCGGCUGGCAUCCAGCAGGAGACUCCUGCGCUAGAGUACUCGGCGAAGGACGCCAACACCAUGUUUGAGGUAAAUAUCACUGGAGUCUUCAUGGCCGCUCAAGCCGUGGCCAAAGAGAUGAUCCGACAUGGCCGUGGCGGUAGCAUUGCCAUGAUCGCUUCGAUGUCGGGAACAGUCGCUAAUAGGGGUCUGAUUUGCCCAGCCUACAAUGCCUCAAAAGCCGGUGUUAUACAGCUUGCACGAAACCUUGCGUCGGAAUGGGGACAACACGGCAUUCGCGUCAACACCAUCUCUCCCGGCUACAUUGUAACCGCUAUGGUGGAAGCUUUGUUCCAGAAGUAUCCAGAAAGACGACGGGAUUGGCCAACGCAAAACAUGCUGGGCAAGCUCAGUGCUCCCGAGGAGUAUCGCGGCGCUGCCGUCUUCCUUAUCAGCGAUGCGUCGUCGUUCAUGACAGGAUCAGAUUUGCGCAUUGAUGGGGGCCACGCUGCAUGGUAAUCGGGAUGUAUGGCUCAUGAAUAGUCGGGCAUUUCUGCGUUCGAGCACGGCGUUGCGAUGAACUGUGGGGCUUAUGCAUAUUUAUUUGUGCCUCGAGGUAGUACGAUUCGAGACAUCG